CUUGUAACUUCAUCAAAUUGACUCGACUGGCUGGUUGACAAAUGUUUCUGGAUUUUUGCGUGAUAAUUUAGCGAUAGUAGAACAUUUCAGGAAUUUGGAUCCGUUUAGAACUGCAAUGCCACACAGGGUCCUGGCAAAUGUUAAAAUUGUUGAUAUUCAGAAAAGAAAAGUACCAAGCAAACACUAUGUGAGUAUCCAAGUAUGAGGUCCUUACAGAAAUAACCUUAAUUUAGUAUACCGAAGAUCAUUGAAAUUGCACAAAUUAAGACUGUGAUAAAGGCUUAUGUCUCUAUUCAGUGAUGUCUCCGAUCACCGUUUCGUUCUCUAUAUUUUGGCCCUCUUAGAUUAAAGUAAGCUCAAGCACGUAAGGUGAAGUGGCUUUCGAUUUCUCGGCAUGUGUUUUGUUUUCGGCAGGGAAAAGCAUCGUAGGCUCGUGAUCAAAGAUUUCGCUUUCAAACAAACUUACUGAUUGCUAUACGGGAAUAGACGACAUAUAAAAUAUAUAGCAAGAAUGUAGCUAGUAGUGAAAUUUUGUUGUAUUUUAGAGCUGUCCACUAGGAACAGAUUAACUGCAUAGAUAUAUUUAUUGUCAUAGUUAUCUUCCUCCUGGUUGUAAUAAUCCAUUUAUACUGUAUCCAACCAUUUUCUCAUGUUACGAUAAUUUGUACUUCAGGUUUAUGUCAUAAAUGUCACUUGGUCUGAUGGAAGUGUCAAUGUCAUAUACAGACGAUACAGUAAAUUUUUUGAUCUUCAAGUAAGUAGAGAAAUUAAUAGUCAAGAGCUCUAUCUCCUUGCAGAUAACUUCAGUGUAGGUUUUAAAGUUGAUGAAAGACUUCUUGAUCUUAUAUUAACUAAAACUUCUAAAACUAAAAGGAUGAAGCAUCAUAAUUAUGCAUGUAACUUAGGCAGUUUGGAAAAAGUAAGCCCUAACUAGACAUAAGGUUGUGCUUCUUCACAGGUACAGUGUACCUGCGGAUCCUGAUUUGGUCGCAGAUUUUCCACCAAAGCAUAUGUUUUUUUGUGAAAUCAUAGCAUAUCAUGAAUUGUCUUGCAUGGUAAAAGCAAACUACUGGGAAGCUCAGUGUAACACAACAAUGACGGAAAACGAGAAAAUAAACAAAACAAAGCUCUGAAUGUGCAGCACAGUUUUUGGCAUGUUUCUUUAAUUUGCUGUCAUUGCAUGGCUAAUGUUGCCAGACUUAAUUGAAAUGGCAUGUGAUCGUCAAUUUAAUAUCUUGAGAUCAUCGUUACAUCAAUGGCGAUCAUCACAACUUGGAUUUCGUCAGAAAUACCCGUACCGACGAUCAAGGGUUAAAGUUGUUUUCAAGUCUACGAUCAUGCACCCUCUACAAACUGAGCUUUGCUUUGUAGCCAGCACAGAGGUUUUCAUUUUGCAAGUGAUUUGCUUAAAUCCAUAGAAAAUAAAGCUGGAGUGCCCUCAAAAACUUUGUAUUAGUAACAAGAAAAGGUGCAGGUGCACCACUGAGCUGUCAAGUUAAAUGAGAGCUGGUAUUCCUGUGGUCGAUUGUGCAAUGUAUCUGUUUAUAUAUUCAAUUUCAUACUCAUGUCUGACCUUGAAAUGAAAGAAACAUACCCUAACAUUCCAUUUAUGUUGAAGUUCAAAGUGUUUUGAAAUGUCUUGACUUACUUGAUCCACCACCAUAUAAUUAAAGUUUGAGACUCUCUUAGCAAAGGACAUUGAGCCACAUUUAUUAACUUAGUCUUGCAUUUGUACAGACUAAACUUUUAGAAGAGUUCCCAGAGGAAAGUGGUGUGAAGGACCCAUCCAAGAGAAUAUUGCCAUUUUUACCAGGUGUGAUGUUUGCUGAAGUUUUUUAUUCACUUGUUUGUAUGUUUGUAAGGUAGUCUCCCCUAUAAAAUGACAAGGGUAAAAGUCAUACUUUUUCAAGAGUAGACCUUUAGGGUGCCUGUAAAAUCUAAAAGUAACUUUUAGAGGCCUAAUAGAGUAUUGAGCCAAAAACUGAAGUUCUUAGUAUUUCUUUUCUAACUAAAUCAUCAUCAUUGUCAGUGCCAGCUUUACAGUUUAAAGUAUACUGAGCCAUGCCUACAAAACAACCUUCUGAUGCCUCAAAGGGGUGUUUUAAAAAAUGUUGGACCAGUACUUCCAUUAUUCUGACCAGGAGUUGACACCCUUUCAAGUUCCCCCUCCAAAACAGAAUAUCUACGUCUUCAGUAGAGCUGACGAUAUUUUUUUCAGAGUUUGGUUAGCCACUACUUCUCCUGUAGUUUCCUCAGUGGUGAUAUUUAGCAUGCAUGUUCUUUUGUGCUGCAUAAAAAAUAGGUAAAAUCAUCUUUGGAAGAAGUCAUGUGCGGGAUGUUGCAUUGCGAAGAAAGGAACCAAUCAGUGAAUACUGCAAAGUAAGAGUCUUUAAGAUAGUUCUGAAGUUGUAACUGCAGAUCAGUGAAAAAAGUUGUCAGUUUUGAAGUACAUGUAUUUUCGGUCAUUUCUCGCACCACCAUAGCCUUAAUUAGCCUUGUUUGGCUAACCUAAUGCAACUUUUACAGUUUGCAUCAUUUCCAUUUGCUGUGCAGAAAAAGUACAGUGGAUGAUCCUGCAGAAAUUAAUUAUCUGUUUAUUGAUUAGAUGUGGUAUUGUCUCCUCUUGUGUUUUUAGGAACUGAUUUCAUUGCCUCCAAAGAUCUCAGCAUGUGAUACAGUGUUAAAAUUUUUUGAGCCGAAGCCAGAGGACAUAGACCUACCUGCUAAAGAGUAAGUAAACUGGUUGUUCAUAAGAAGAUCUUUUCGUUGAAAAAUCUAGGGUAUCCUUAAAUAAGGAGGUGACGAGAUUUUCAUCAGACAUUACAACAGACUUUUUGUCUGUUUUUAGGUGUACUCCAUGUUCUACUUGAAUAGGUCCCCACUCUCUUACAAGUUGACUGCACUUAAGAAGUAUAUACCCACCACCAUGGCUAUAAACUUUCUCUUACUAUUACUUUCAUUAAAAUUUAAAAUGUUAAUCGAUGGUGCACAGCCCAAAGCUUCAUUCAUUUUGUUACAUUCAUUUCUUCUCUGGAUCUCAUAAUGAGCCUGCUUUCCAAUAUACAUGUUCAUGUACAUUUGUAGGCCUGCCUAUCUUGAUUUGUUACUACUGUAGCCUCCUUUCAUUCCACAAAGCUAAGGGUUUGAACUGCAGUAAAGCUGUUGAAAAGCCGAGUUGUAAUAAUAAAUCAUUUAAUCAAUUUAAUUGUUGAUUGAACGAGUUAUUAUGUAUAAUUAAGUGACAGGAGUUAGUGAUUCAAUAUUUUUUGUGCAUGUGUCUGUAAGUUCAUCAUGAACACGCCAAAUGUUAACUCAAACUUUUUUUUUCCAGCAAAGACAAGAAGAAGAAAGAAACAGGUACCGGAAACCAAACCUUUUCUCCAAUGCUGUUGAAAUGCACUUUUUUCAUUCAUUGUUCAUUUUAUCUACCAAAAGUUUCCAUCGUAAUGUGUGAGAUGCACUUGAAAAUAAUUUGCUGUCUUAUUUUGGGACAGUGCUAAAAACCAGGGUUUCACAUUUUGAAGUAUUUACAUAAUGAAAUGCAAAGAUUUUUAAUUUUAAUUCAUUCCAUCCUAUAAAAGUUAAUUUCUGUUGUGAAUUGCUUAAACCCAGCAGUUACGCCUUUAUACUACUACGAGUGAAAUUUCUGCAAUUUGAUUGGCUUAGAGCAGUGGUAUUUCACCUUAACUUGAAAUACCUACAUGUGAAAAUUACAAACCUUUUCCGGGUAGUAGUAUAAACAAAUAAUAGCAUCAUUUGUACUUGAUAUUUGGCAUAAAUACCACUUGUGAUAUUUCAAAAUUGUCUCAAAUUUCACUCGCUUAACAAUUUCGAAAUAUCACUCGUGGUGUUUAUGCCAAAUAUCACUACUGAUUAUGCUAUUAUCUAUACUAAUUACAUGUACUCAGAGAUUAUAAUCAAUGUCUAUGCAGGUGCAGUCCUUAAUAAUACUUGUUAUGCCAGGUCAGUUUGUGGUCCGUAACUUGUUAUACGAACCAAAAUCUCAAAAGCAAAUGCUCAUCUCACAGCUCUAAAUCUCUUCAUCUUGAAAAAAGAGUUUGAAGAAAGUCAUGAGAUGUCUGCCAACCCUGAGGACUUAGAUAUUGAGUUCAUCCUUCAACAUUUCAACCUGUGAUUAUUUGUGAAUGAAGGCAAAUGAAGAAACUGAAUUGAAUCUUAUAGAAGAACCGGAUUCUAGUCAGUGUUUGAAAAUUUUAUCACCUGUCAAAUGACUGUCAGAUCGCUUAUCCUGCACUUGUUUGCAGUCCCGCAAACAGAAAGCCCUGUAAUAAACACAUUAUUAGCGUCUUUUUUUUUCUUCAAUUUGUGAUCCGCGUCCUUGGGUCAUACAUUGAUGGGAAAAAAACUCGGUCUGUAAUUUACAGUACAGACCGAAAACUCUGUGAGACUUAUGUCUCGACAGCAUGGGUGGAAGCUACCAUCAAAUUCAUGGACCCUAAGUUCAUUCGUCGUAGUGAUAUCUAAAUUGAGACACUCUUUUAAUUCAAUCCAAUUUUUGCACUGCAGCUGAGAACAUCAGUGGCCCUGUGAUGUUGGAACAGUAUGUGGCCAUAGCUGACUACAAGAAACAAAACAGAAAUGAGGUCAGCAUGGUGGCAGGAGAUAUUGUGGAGGUUAUAGACAAGAAUGAAAAUGGUAAAUUUUGCAUAUUAUAUUUUCUACCUUGCCCAGUUUUUAAGAUAUGUUACAUAAGUGUAGGUUUUAGUUUGGAUUUGGUGAAUCAGAGAAAUCCUGUUGUGUGACUAUUCAAAUGAAACCUCUUCAGUAGUUGUCACCUCUUUUCAUCCUUAACUGUUGAAUUUUCAGCAAUCAGCCAAUUUGAUUUCAUGUAAGGUGUGACCAUUCAAUUGAAAGCCAGGCUUUUGAGCUUGAAGAGAUUUUUCAAGUCACGUCUGGGUAAAGAAUCCUAUCUUUGUAAUUCAGUACAAUGUACAAUCUGACGUUGUUCUUCUACAAGUUUAAGAGAGUUUGUAAUGCAAUUCAGUUGUAAUCAUGCUCAUAUGAUUAAGCAAAAUCAGAAACCUAAAGUCUUUGACUGCUGAAUGUCGGCCGUUUGUUGGCCCAUAGGUGGCCGACAUUUGGCCCACUCUCGACUGAGUGUCAGUCAACAGAUUUUUUAGGAGCUUUUCUUCCCAAUUACCAUUUUACUUACCCGUGUUUUACCUGUGUUAUUUGUUAGGUUGGUGGUUUGUUAACGUGGAUGAAGAGCAGGGCUGGGUACCAGCGGCUUACCUUGAGAGAGAGGACGGCUCACAAGAUGACUUUGCAGAUCAGCCAUGUGAGGCAGGUAUGUCUAAAAUGAAGUUGCACUGUUUUACUCCAUAAUUUUGCGAGACUACCCUCAAGAACAAUAAUCGACUGUGCACAGUCCCCUAUUUUUCUGUAUGUAAGAUCUUCUAGCACACCUACCCUUACUGGCAACCGCCUUGGUUUCAAAUGUACCAGGUCUAGUCUGGCGAUAAACCAAGCCUGUGGGGCAAGCGCAAAAAGAGGAGAGGGCGAUGGAGAAAAGAAGCACAUCAGUGCCACGCUAGCCUGUUUCAAGCAUUCAGAUAGUGAAGACGGGCAGAGUGAGCAGGUAAAACACGAGGUGGUAGGGUAGGGGUGAGAUUUUUCCUCUCUCUCGCUCUUCCACCAAAUUUUUAUCCUGUUCUCUCUGACUUCGCGCCGCAUUCCACUAUCUGAACGCCUGGACCCCGGGACCCGCCCCCUCGGUACAUUUGAAACCAAGGUGGCGGAAAGUUACAUUGAACGCUUGAACUCAACGAUCUUAUGGAAAAAUAAGAGAUCAAGAAAAGGAGUAAUCUCAGUACAAAUCCAGAAAGACAAGGUUUUUGAGUUUCUUGUUUAUCCUCAUUAUUUGUAUUUCUGCAAUCGACAGAGAAAUUCAUGACCACAUCAGCAUACAAAGCAGAACUUGAUGAUGAAAUGAGCUUUGAAUUGGGUGUAAUAGUAACCGUCCUUGAGAAAAACUUUGAUGGCUGGUGGCUUGUUCGGUGAGUUUAAUCAAUCAAUUCCUCUAUGUGUUACUGACCCUGCCUAAAUCCUGCCUGGCACUUUUCUGAACUCGUCUUGUGUUGUAUAUGAUGGUAUUUCCACUCCAAAUAGUGUUCAAGGGAAAAAUUCGCAAAAACAAAUAAAUUUCUUUCCUAAAAUCUUGAGAAAUUAAUAGUACCAUGCAAAAUUCCGGUCAAAGAGGUUUUAUUUGAAUGGUAACACGAUAGAGUUUCCUCCAAAUAUAGAUGUAAAAGUUAGACGAAUAAUGACCUCGCUAUAACGUUACCGUGCGUGCAGGGAACUGAAAUGAAGGAGGCGCAAGGUAUUAGUAGAGCUCUCGCAGCAUAGCGCCCUAGAUUACAAAAAUGGCACACCCGUUGAGAGCGAAAGUCGACAUACUCAACCGGCGAUGCAAGUACAAAGUAGCGUCAAAGGUUGCUUUUUAUACCCCGGGCAUUUUGAACCUGCUUUUUCAGUAAACUCCUGUUUGUUUGUAGAGUAAACUGCUAUUAGUCCCAAUCCCUCAGGAUUGUUGCGCGGACUGGCCUUUUUUACGAACGGAAAUUGCUUUUUCGGGCUUGGUUAAAUUACUUUUGCCUGUCGCUGCAUUCACCACAUUUCUCGUCUAACCAGCGUAAGGGACGAUUUCAACUAUACUAAAUGAGUAUACUUAAGGAUCCAGUUGUUCAAAAGGUGGAAAAAGCAAUCCACGGGAUAAAUCCCUGUCCAGUAGAUACGUUUUAGGAAAACCAAUUGCAUUAUCCACUGGAUAGAGAUUUAUCCGGUGGAUAGCGUUAUCCAUGGAUUUUAGAACAACUGGGGCCUUGAGAAGAUAGCCUGCGUGCGUAGUAGGCGUCGAAAGGGGAAGGAAGGGGAAGGGGAUUGGGAGGAAGGAAAAAGGAGGGGGGGUUGGGAAGGAGGUUAUUGCUUGAAAUUAAACUCAUGGCGUUUUCACGAAUUAUUAGGGAGCCUAAACAACUACGACGGCGACGGCUGCGGAAACAUCCCUUAAAAAGUGAAUUCACGCUGCCUCAAACUUUAACGUGCUUAUUCCAUCUCGUUCAAUUUGUCCAAUGUUGGCAAACUUCUCUGGAGUUCAAUUCUAAAGCACUGCUUCAAAGUACAGGAAAAGAAGAAGAAAGUCGUUGUCUUCUGUUCACGUCCUCUUCAAAACUCGAAAUUAGGCAUUUUCACGUCGUAGUCGUGCAGUGACGGCAAAGAAAUGUACAAAAAAGCGUGAUGCACGUGCAAAGUUGUUGUUUUGCUAAUCCAAACCUAUUGCUUUUGUGCCGUUCUCGUUGUCCUCGCCGUCGUCGCUGCUCUAGGGCCUGUUUACAUGGACAUGGGGGACCCCAGAAAGGUGAGGUAACAUGCGGCGGGUCACCCCACAUACCAUGUAAACGUGAUCAAAUUAAAAUGGGAGAUUAUGUGGACAAGAGGGUUACCCACCAAAGAAGGUUUAACCUCACCUACCUGGGGUCCCCCACCUCCAUGUAAACAGGCCCUAAGCUGAUAACUACACCGUCUCUUAAAAAAUUGCCUUUCUCAAAGCAGGUCAUUAAUUUUAUAAUUUUUUUCUGGCUUUUCUUCCAUAAGGUACCAAGAUCGUGAAGGUUGGGCUCCAGCUAUGUACCUUAAAAAACCAAACCCUUCGCAGCUUCAAGCUAUGGGAACUUCAAUAAAGAGAAAGGAUGAAACAAGCAAAGGAAGCGUACAGAGCGCCCCAAGGGUUUCUGGUAAGGCGACUUUGUCCUUAGUCAUCAGGCGGACAAGAUUUACUAAGGCAAAGGUUCACCACGAAAACUAUAAUUUAGAAAUUUUGCUAAUAAGGCCUCAGACACGGCAGAGGAACAUCACGCACGGCUCUGUAUUUUUAAAUACAGAGGCGUCCGGUCACCUCGCCACCAAUGAAAUCGCCACCAGGAAAUACAUAUCUUCAAAUACUUAUCGAAGUCUCAAAAAAGAAUUCUUUCACUUUAAAUUUACGGAGCUAAGUAUUAACCAAAUUUCAUAAGAAAGGCUGUUGGAUUUUAAACAAAUCGCAAGUAAGCCGUAUUUGGGUAUAUUAAGAAGUCUCAACCUGGUCUCAAUUAUUCACAAAAAAUAAAACUAAAGAUGAGAAUUUCGACGCAAGAUGUCAAUUAAAAUCGAUAAACUUGUAUUGAGGAAAAAACUAGCAAAUAAGCGACUCUUCUCCUCACUUUCUCAAAACAUUAAGGAUAAUCCUUGAGGCCCAUUAUCUCCGCCCCUGGGUACCAAAGACUUUUUAUGCGCGGUUUCCGGUUUCAGUCAAGUGUUUGUGACUUCGGCCUUCGUGUCCAACUCUGAAGCAUCCCGCCGCGCGACAAAAAUCCUUUGGUAUAGUACCCAUGGUAAUUAUCUCCAAAACUGAAGCGAAAACUAAAAAGAGGUGCAGGAUUAGGCCUCCUUCUUUGAAUCACCAGCCCUUGAAAUGGAUUUGUUUUGAUUUCUUUUCAAAACACCGACAUUUUGGAAAGUGAGAACUACAUAGGAAAAAAACACGCAACUUGAAACAAAUGUUCCCGUCGCUUAAAAUAAGUGUUGGUGAUUAACGACCACUCGUGCUCAAAUCAAGACCUUUAAUUUCCCUUGGAAUUCCGCAUUUUUCCUGCUACUGAACAAUGGAUUACUUUUUGUUAUCAAACAGAAUCCAAAAGUCGGAAACUGCCACCAAGAAAAAGCUCGGUAAGUGUUCUGCAGUUGAUCAUAGUCGAACAGUCGAAGUGUACGACAUACUCGGGUUUCGUAGGAGUGAAAAGUGAGAUCUUAAUGCAGAAUUAUUGUAAAUCAGUUGCUUUAAUCUAGAUUAAGUAAUGAGGUUCAAGACGUCUUGUGCAAGAGACAGAGGUCUCAUGUUGAGAUAGAAUGUCCAAGCUUAGCUCGUCAUGUCUCUUAUUAGGUCAGUUGGUUCAGCCGCGUGCUCGGGGACGAGGCUUUCGUGAGGGACUCGGCUGUUUUCUAUCUCCGUUCAGUAGCAAGCUCAUCACAUAUUGGAUAUUAAAUUAUUGUUAUCACACCUGAGAAUUACUGAACACAUUCCUUGCCUCAAAUAAAUAAAAACUAAUUGGCUUGUACAACUGGUGUUACUGAAAGCGCCAGGGCGGGUUUGGGGGCGCGAGCGCUGAGCGCGAGACACGCGAGAAAGGAAAAGUGUUAUUUUCCUUUUCCUUGCGUGUCCUGCGCGUCGCGUGCGUAUCCCUACGCACCAGCCUGAGCGCCCUCAAUUACGCCGUAUUGCAGGCUUAAAUGAAGAUUGUUCUCUGUCGGAAUUAUGGUAGUUUUCAAGGUCAAGGCUGCAUGAUAUAUAAGCGUUAUUUACCAAGCGUGUAUGAGGUCAUUAUAGCUGGAUGGUAGCCAAGUUCCUUUUUUGCCUCUGUGACGUUUGACGAUGCAAAAAACGCAAAAAAAAGUAUGAAAAAAGUAUCCAGCCAGGUUGACCAAUCAAAGAAAUAGACCAGGUACACACUUCUUGUCUGUUCGGAUAGCUAACCAAAAAUAGGAUUCGCUUCACCGUCGGAGAACUGAAAGCUUUGACUAGCUUCAAAUUUUUCUUUCUUCAAUUUUUUUAGGUUAAAAGGUCAGAGAAGAAGCUUCCUGUGCAUAUCACCAAUAUGUCCUAUGAGCGGUCACUUAAUUUACACGGAAGCCUUCCAAAGUCUCCUGAAGUGGAGUACUUUACGGUUGGUGACUUUCGUUCCUUGGGAAUCGAAGGCGCGUUAAACUUCACAGGAGGGGAAUCGGUGGAAGUUGUUGACAAAGCUCCUAAUGGGUGGUGGCUGGGUAAGAUUGGAGGCAAAGAGGGCUGGAUACCUUCAUCUUACCUGGGUAAAAGAGGCAAAGUGAAAACGUCUGAAAACGGCGUCUCACCUCAAAAUCAAAGACAGCGUGAUCGUCCAUUGCAAAACGAUUCGAAAAGAUGCACUCCCUCUUCAACAAACAAUCCCAAACCUCUGGCCCCUGUUUCUGAAAAGGCUUCUGACGUCCCUGCAACAUUUGUCGCUUUGGCGGAUUAUGACGGUGAUUUUGAAGGAAGUAUUUCAUUUAAGGAAGGACAAAUGGUACAUGUUAUUGAGGAGGAGCAGGAUGGGUGGUCAUAUGUCAAAAUACAAGGCAAUGAAGGAUGGGCUCCGUCUAGUUACCUGCAGGCUUCCAAUUCUGAGAAAAAGACUGCACCACCGAGACCAGCAGCCCCAGUGGGUUUACAACCUGGAAGGAAACCAAUGCCGCUUCCUGUUAAGCCUGUCACACCUGCCUCUAAACAGGAAUCUGUGUCUAAGAAACCAGAUCGUCCGGUUAAACCGCAAGUGAAACCACGUGUGAAGAUGGCCACUCCAGACGUGCCACAAAAGCCAUGGCGAGUGGAAACAGCGUCUGCCUCCUCGGAAAAGAUCAGAACGCUUUGCAAAGCCUUAGAAACGUUUUCCUCGGAUGAAGGUGAAAGUUUGUCAUUCUCUAAGGGAGAUGAGUUUGAAUAUUUAGAGGAUUCGGGUAGUGGAUGGUGGCUUGUGAAAUCAAGGGGUGGAAAACAAGGAUGGGCACCUGCCUCAUAUCUAGAAAUAAUCAAUACUAAACCAAAAGUACCAACAAAACCGACAAGACCAGCAAAACCAGCUCCACCCAAAGAAAAUAUCCAGAGUAGCAAAGCUGCCUACGUAGCUGUGGCGGGUUACUUUGAUGAACGAGAUGAACAAUGCAUCAGUUUCAAGGAAGGUGAUAAAAUGGAAGUGCUUGAAAUGGACGAGGGGGGCUGGUGGCUAGUGAAAAUCGGACAGAAAUCUGGCUGGGCGCCGUCUAAUUUUUUGAAGCCUUUGUAGAAAAAUUGUAGGUAAUUUUUUUUUUUUCACACCGAAAUAGGUGAGUGCAGUACCCAAAGACACUGACAAUGAAAUUAGUCGAUUAUCAAUGUUUUGCGUAAUACACGAGAAGACAUUUAGAAACUAAACUACGAGUAUUCCCCCAUUUUUCCUCAGGGAUAGUAGAGCGAGCUAAACGCGAGCGGGCGUGAAAAUCACCCCACGCCUUUUCUCGCGUGGGGUGAUUUUCACGCGCGCUCGCGUUUCGCUCGCUCUACUAUCCCUGAGGAAAAAUGGGGGACUACUCCUAGUCUAUUUAGAAACGAUUUGUUUCAGCUAUUCGCACAUGUUCAUUAUACUCUGAUCAAUUAAAACCACGUGGCUAUUCUGAACAUCGAAAGAUUAUAACAAAAUUCGCUUGUCUGAAAAUUUGAGGUUGAUAUAACUCCGUCCAUUUUCAACCUCAGAAUAUAACUGACAAAGAAUAUAUCAAUAGUGAACUUCCGCAAUAGGACGGAAGAGAAAAGAAGACGGCAAACCUUAUCUGACAAACGUGACAAUAAUUUGGUUUGAAAACACUUUCCGCCAAACUUACCUUCCUUUAAACAGAUCCGUUUGAAAAGACCAGAAAUCGUUAAUGUUAAGUGAAGAUCACGACAAAACACGC
Messenger RNA from Porites evermanni, 11499 nucleotides. Lineage: Eukaryota; Metazoa; Cnidaria; Anthozoa; Scleractinia; Poritidae. The record is from the annotation of a GenBank genome assembly.